UGUUACAUCAUCAAAGAUCUCUCUCUCUCUUUAAACGAUGCCAUUUUGUCUCUACAACUGCCGCUUCUACGUCCACCUAAAAAGCAACAGGACUCUUCUUCUCUGCCCGACCCGUCACGUGCGCUCCCGCUCACUGACCGUUCAGUCAAGUGGCAUCAUUUCCAGCGAUCCAGCCAUGGCAUCGAACUCAGUCCGAGUCGCUGCAGUUCAGAUGACAUCAAUCAACGACCUGGCUGCCAAUUUCGCAACCUGCUCUCGCCUCGUCAAAGAAGCAGUGGCUGCUGGGGCGAAGUUGGUUUGUUUUCCUGAAAGUUUUUCUUUCAUUGCGGCAAAGGAUGGGGAAAGUGUUAAGCUUGCGGAACCUUUGGACGGACCGAUUAUGCAACGGUAUUGCUUGUUGGCUAGGGAGUCGGGCAUUUGGCUGUCACUUGGAGGAUUUCAAGAAAAAGGAUCUGAUGAUGCGCACUUGCGCAACACACAUGUUAUCAUUGAUGACAGUGGGAAUAUUAGAAGCAGUUAUAGUAAAAUACAUUUGUUUGAUGUGGAUGUUCCUGGUGGACGUGUAUACAAGGAAAGCAGCUUUACAGAACCUGGAAAGGAUAUAGUUGCAGUUGACAGUCCUGUUGGACGCCUGGGUUUGUCAGUUUGCUAUGAUCUGAGAUUCCCAGGGUUAUACCAGCAGCUCAGAUUCCAGCAUGAAGCCCAGAUUUUAUUGGUACCUUCUGCUUUUACAACAAUAACUGGUCAGGCACACUGGGAGAUUUUGCUUCGUGCUCGUGCAAUCGAGACUCAAUGCUAUGUAAUAGCUGCUGCCCAAGCUGGAAAGCAUAAUGAAAAAAGAGAAAGCUAUGGUGACACAUUAAUAAUUGAUCCUUGGGGAACUGUUGUUGGUCGAUUGCCUGAUCGCAUUUCAACAGGGAUUACUGUGGCUGAUAUUGAUUUCUCAUUGAUUGAUUCAGUAAGAGCAAAAAUACCAAUUGCCAAGCAAAGGAAGCUCAUCGAGUUCUGGAAAUCUGCAUCUCUAUGAUCGUCCAGUCAAGGAAACCCCAGUGGAUGAACCAGCUACAAGAAAGGAACAACAAUAUAUAUAUAUAUAUAUAUCCCCCAGCCUCCAAGGAAAGGCAUUAUGCCUUCCAUCUGUGCUAUUUUGUCCAGACAAUGUGCCGCCAAGCGUGCAUCAAACUCUUGUUGUGGCAUACGAUUCAAGGAACGAUGAUCUAUAUUCUUACUUCCAUAUCAAGGAUGAUAAGGUCAUUAAAAUAACAUGAAAUUAAGUUCUAAUGUCA
Molecule: messenger RNA, 1286 nt
Organism: Populus trichocarpa (black cottonwood)
Lineage: Eukaryota; Viridiplantae; Streptophyta; Magnoliopsida; Malpighiales; Salicaceae
Product: deaminated glutathione amidase, chloroplastic/cytosolic
Exons: 9
Coding region: 38-1027 (329 amino acids)
Molecular function (GO): hydrolase activity, acting on carbon-nitrogen (but not peptide) bonds, in linear amides
Source: RefSeq, a predicted model, not a curated record